GUGUACAUGCAGGCAGUUUCCUUAAAUUCUAACCUGUUGGGCUUGAAUGGAGCAGCAGGCUCUACUUACAGCAAAGGCAGUCCAAUUGCUCUUCCCUUCCCCCGGAGGCAGUGAAAGUCCAGGGUCGGCAGUGGGGAGGGGCAAGCAGGAAGGAAUCUCAGAGGAGGGAGGCAGCGUUUAGUUUGCUGAGUGAGAAGAGAGCACGCGGGAAGGGGAAGACAAGAGGAAAUCCAAAUCAUGACUACAAAACCCAGGCUUUACUACUUUAAUGGAAGAGGCCGAAUGGAAACGAUAAGAUGGCUGUUGGCAACAGCUGGGGUUGAGUUUGAAGAAGCUGAAUAUUUGGAAACGAGAGAACAAUAUGAAAAGUUACUUCAGGAUGGAGCCCUGCUGUUUCAACAAGUGCCCAUGGUAGAAAUCGAUGAGAUGAAGUUGGUGCAGACCAGAGCCAUUCUCAACUACAUAGCAGGGAAACACAACCUCUAUGGGAAGGACAUAAAGGAGAGAGCACUGAUUGAUAUGUAUGUUGAAGGAACAAUGGACCUGAAUGAAAUGAUCAUGCUUUACCCUUUCUCAUCUCCUGAGGAAAAGGAGAAGAAUUUUGCCUUAAUGAUUCAGAGAGCAACCAACAGAUACUUCCCAGUGUAUGAGAAGGUUUUAAAAGAUCAUGGACAAGAUUUUCUUGUUGGCAACCAGCUCAGCAGGGCAGAUGUACAAGUGCUUGAAUCCAUUUUAAUGAUUGAAGAGUAUGAGCCCACUGUUCUCUCAGAAUUUCCUCUAUUACAGGCUUUUAAAGCAAGAAUAAGUAACCUCCCUACAAUUAAGAAAUUUCUGCAACCUGGAAGCCAAAGGAGGACCGAACCCGAUGAUAGAAUUGUAGAGACUGUGAAUAAAGUUUUGCAAUUAUAAAAAGAGUUAAAAUCAUAGCAAUAAAAAUUUUCAUUCAGCAUUAGCAGACACAGAUGUAAUGCUCAGAGAAAUCAAGUAUUUUGGUUAUGAUAUGAAUACCAAAAAAUAGGAAUUAGGAAGCAGUUCAGGAAAUAUUGCAUGUGCACUGAAGUAUGGCAUUCAAUCAAAAGGUAGUAAUCUGUGAAGAGAAUGUCUUCAGGUGAAAUCAAUGUCUUCUUGUGAAGUAAA
Chelonoidis abingdonii (Abingdon island giant tortoise) is the source of this 1137-nucleotide messenger RNA. Its product is annotated as glutathione S-transferase 3-like. Lineage: Eukaryota; Metazoa; Chordata; Testudines; Testudinidae. Gene Ontology annotation, biological process: xenobiotic metabolic process; glutathione metabolic process. The record is from RefSeq and is a predicted model, not a curated record. Gene Ontology annotation, molecular function: glutathione transferase activity.